Molecule: messenger RNA, 1697 nt
Organism: Coregonus sp. 'balchen'
Lineage: Eukaryota; Metazoa; Chordata; Actinopteri; Salmoniformes; Salmonidae
Source: the annotation of a GenBank genome assembly
AUGUGUACUCUGUGCCUUGAGGGGCAAAGCCUUCCCACAAAACCAGUGUUAACCAUGCAUCACUGGAGCUCCUGCAUGUCUAAAUAUUCCACAACCUCUCUCCUCUCUCAGACUUCUCAGUCUCUGUUCACACUUUAUGUAGUGUCAUCUAGUAUGGAAAGGAGGCAACAAUGGCUCUCCCGACUGAAGAGUGAAUUCGGCAACAGCCCCCUGGUCUCCAACGUGGCUUUCGGCUUCAUCCUGAUGGGCUUGGAGAAGCUGGUUGAGCUGGAGUUCGAGUGUCCCUGCGACCCCAAAUGGAACGGGCUGUUUUCCUCCGCCUUCUUCGUCAUUCCUGCCAUCAUGGCCUUUAUGCUGAUGCUGAUCAUCCAGGACUGCAGGUACGAUCUGAGCGGCUGCCCCAGGACGGUGUCCAUCUCCAGCCUGGUCCCCCCCAUCGUCUGGCUGAUCCUGCUCUUCCUGGACGGACAGUACUUUGCGUGCGCGCUAACGGACUGGAGCGGCAGGUUUGUGAUUGUUGACAAGGCGGCUCCUCAGAAGUGGUGUGAGCCGCCGCAUGACGACGGCACGCUGCAGGAUCUCAUGGUGCACUCUCAGGAAUUAUUUGUGGAGUCUCAGGUGAGGAAAACACACUGGGAUCAGUUUCCCAGAUGAAGAUUAUUCCUUGUCCUGGACUAAAACACACUUUCAAUGGAGAUUUUCCAAUGAGAAUGAUUUUUAAUCAAGGACUGUGCUUAAUCUGGGUCUGGGAAACCGGCCCCUGAUAAUUAUUGUUGGUGUCUGUGCCAUUAAGCAAAGUAAAGUACUGGUAAAACAGAAAAAAAUUAUGUCAUAAACUCAAAAUAAGUGUUCAUGAUGAAUAGCUCUUGUUUUUUGUGUAUUGUGUGUAUAUACUGAACCUGCUUAUUCUUCCAUGACCCUUGAACCUUGUACAUGUGGGGUGGCAGGUAGCAUAGAGGGGUGGGCCAGACAACUGGAGAUUCGCCGGUUCGAAUCCCAGGUCCAACUGGAAACAUUUCCUAUAUACCGUAUCCUGACAUUGUGCCCUUGAGCAAUGCACUUAGGCAUUGCUGCACCGUGCUUGACCCUGUGCUUUCAUGCUAUCUGGGUGUAUGCCUUGGUUUUCCUGGGGAGGGGGGGGCGUUGACUUGUAAGCAAGAAAACACAUUUCUGUUUUCCAUGUAAUACACGGGAUACGAACCCUGGUCUCCCACGGGAGUAACCAACAUCUUAGACUAAGAGGAAAUUCCCUAUUGGCACACCCGUCGCUAUGGGCGGGCCAUAGGGGGCCGGGCCCGCCCCCCAAAAUGCUUGUGCCCCCCCCCCACUUGAGGGAAUUUAUAAUUAAAUAUACGUACUGUAGGCUAAUAAUAAUUGUGCCCUGCCCUCCCAUGCAUUUCAUAUGCCCCCCUUAAGACUGAGGUCUGGCGACGGGUCUGCCUAUUGGGCACUGGGCACACUCGUUUUGAAGUUCACAGGCAGAGUCACCUCAUCACGUGACCAUGACCGACUCAUGUCCACUACGUCCACAAGAUGUAUUUUCUUCUAAUGAAGUCUUCUUCUUCUAGGUUAUUGGUAUUGCUCUGUUGAUCUUCAUCUGUGUGGGACUCAUAGUGUACGUGAUCAGAGAGAGCUGCCAGCAGGAAGAGGAACUCCAGGAAGUCAACAACACUUACGAGAUGUAUGAGAUGACAUGA